AAAACAGUGUUGCCAACUUUUAAGAAUCGCCACUGCACUCACACUUUGAAGAGCCAACGGGAACUGCCCUUAUUUAGGCCUCUGCGGGCUGAUUAUUGAAAUUAAUAGAUAAAGCGAUGGAUAAGGAAGACAAACUGAAAAUAAAGCGAUCCCGUCGAUAGAAGCGAGUGGUUGCAAUUGGCAAAGAAGGUAAGUGAUUAAAACCAUCCCACGAGAGACCCUGUCGUUAGUCCAACAUUUUCUCCCUCAGUCUGUAACAAACACCUGCUUCAACCAAGAGGAUAGCUUCUUUUCCCCUUUGUCUUUUUUGUCUAUAACUUUGUCUAUCAGUUUCAAUAAUCACCCGGCAGGAGAUAUGGAUCCCUUGCUACAAGCGAAAUUAAUGGAAGGUUUUCUGUUCCGAUGGCGACUUUAGAAAUGGCGCUGUACUUUUCGGAGGAGAAGUCGUUCUUGGAGAAGCUGAACGAGCAUCGCGUCGUGAUCGACGACCGGCCGUUCUUCAAGUGCUUCAAGUGCAACAAAUGCUACUCGUCCAAGUACACCCUGGCCAGGCACAUCAACUACGAGUGCGGCCUCCCGCCUUGCUUUCAAUGUCCCAAAUGCCCCUACCGCUCCAAACGGAAAGACCACAUGAAGUCGCACAUGAACGGCGUUCAUAGGUCCGAUCUCAGCACCAGCAGCGCUUAUGCUUUCGACUCUCUCAACGCCUUUUGAACCUGAUUACUCACCUACUGAAAAAAA
This is a messenger RNA of Bemisia tabaci, 741 nucleotides long. Lineage: Eukaryota; Metazoa; Arthropoda; Insecta; Hemiptera; Aleyrodidae. The record is from RefSeq and is a predicted model, not a curated record.